GUCAGUUUGGUUUUGAAAUUUUAAAAGAGAUCGUCGAACGAAACCAAAACGAAUAUUUCAACUUUUAUUUAAAAUUGUUUUUUACGUUCAUACUUAUAUGCGUUAAUAGUUGUAUAAUAAAAAUAGAAGUGUUGAAAAGAUGCCUUCAUUGUAUACGUUUUCGCGGAGUGAUAGUGAGAUCCUUCAGGAGCUGCUACGGGUAUUCAGCUCUGGAAGAGGAACCGCUCGUGAGCAAUGGACCCUGCAAGCUGAGGUAUUGGUAGAACCAGUCGGGUGGGAUGCGUUAUGGAAACUGUCCAAAGAUUUUUGCAAGAAGUUUGAAGUGAGAUUCCCCUGCAUUGCCUGCGUAACCGUCACUUCGGUUGACUUUGAAGCUCUAUCAGCCUGUGUUGAGGUCCUGAGUGUUCAGCACGAAGCAGUGUCCCUUCCAGAGACGGUUGAAGAUGUUCCGCUUAUUGAACUGUGGCCAACUACUAAACAGCGGGAGCAGUGUAUAAAUGCUGCUACAACAGCAGAGUUUAUAGAUCUGUUGAGGUUUUAUUAUGACGAAAUAUGGAUGCCGUGGGAUGACCAAGACGAAAAGGUGCUCCUUCCGAACACCAUAGAGGACCGCAUGAAGCUCUGGUCGGAGCUCCACAACGGCAGCAUACCACACUGUGUAGCGAGAUCAAUAACCUUACUGAGGAGUAGUGCUAUACAUGCUCAUGAGAAACUGAAGGAGCUGGACUCCUCACUGUGUGAGAUGAAUAUUGCUGAUGAAGAUGAUUCACUCUUACCUCCAAAUUACAUAUCACUCUGUGCGGAAAUGAAUGCGCGGUUAGAUGGAAUCAUGUCUAAGUGGACCCUUUAUGAGAACCCACUUAUCAGGGAACAAUAUCUAGCGAAAACCAGGAAUAAAUAUCAGAAGAAUAAAAGCAAAAGACAUGUAGUAGCACUCUGGCAAGGCGGCUCGCCAUCAGAAUACAAGCAGAUCUCAAAUUUCCUCCUGUCCCGUCUUACCAAUGAACACACCCUGACCAUGAUGACGUCAGCUGAUGAUGCCCUCGCCCUGGAGCCAGAAGAUGUUGUUGUGUGCAGCGACAACUAUGAGAUUCCCGAGAUGCCGCUAUCACAAGUGUCCAUAUGCAGUUUUAAUGGUUCAACCCUAAAGGCAACAGAUAUGAGAUCAUGCCUUCUAAUGCUCAGCGAAGAAUGCCGACUGCAAGACCUAACCCUUCACUGCUCGCAAGUAAAUACUAUAGUGGUCAUGCGAAGUGGAAACUUACAUAUUAGCAAGUGUUCAUUUUUGGAUGAUUCCGAAAGCUCUCAGAGUGAUUUUGCCCAGGGUAUAGUGGCAAUGGCCGGCGCCAAGAUAUCGAUUGAAGAUUGUACAUUUGAAAACUUUUACUCUGGCAUAGUGGUGCAUAAAGGAGCCCAGGUGGAGUUAAGGAACUGCAUAAUAAAACGGUGUGGCGUUGGUGUCCAAAUGUACUCCGGUUCUCGAGUCACACUGAACGGCACUAACAUAUCGGGAUGUUCGGAGCAGAGCAUUAGAUGCGAAGUGGACAGAGAGCAUAGUGGGAAACGUGGAGAGAUGGAUGGACUACAAGUGAUGGGCAACUGCGUCAUUGGAUCCGGUAAUAUGAAAAAGGAGAUUCUCAUAGUUCAACAAGACGAAAUUUAGCGAACACAAUAUAUUCGGGUAGUUAGUAUUACUAGUUAGUUUUGUAUCCAAAGUAAAUGCAAGUGUUUUUUUUUAUGGAAUUUGAGCAGUAUAAACUUAAUUCCUGUUCGAUCCGCGAAGGUUAUGUUAGGAUGGUUUUGGUGAUUAUAUAUAAAGAUUUGUUGCCAACAAUAAAGCAUAAAAAAUAAUGUUAUAAAAUUAAGACUUUAAAUUGUUAUUUCUUAAUUAUUUAUUUAAUUUUAUCGCUAUUUGAAUUUCAAUUCUAUCAUUAAGCUAUUCAGUUUUGCGUGACUUUUCAGUCUUGUCGAAAUCUUUGGCUCUUGUCUUCCCCGUAAGGGAUAAAGACGUGAUUAUACUUAUGUAUCUCCAAUGGCAACACGCCGCCAAUUUUCUUUCUUGCUCGUUUGAAACAUUCCGCAGCCAAAACGGUGUUGUCAUUUAUUAUCUAUAUAUUUUUUUUUUAAAUUUAAUAUCUUUAUUCAAUUUGUGAGUGUUUUUGUUUUUUUUUUUUAUUAUUAGAUAUUUAAGUAGUUCUAUUCCCUUUUUGGAUCGGACAGGUUUUCUUUUACAUAUUCUAUAGUAUGCAGUAUAAGCGUCUGUGGCUCAGUUGUCGUCCCCGCGUCAUAUAAUUCUGAGUUUAAAUGUCGUGAGAUAAAAACGGAUCGAUGAUUUUAUUAUGAUUGGCCUGGUGCAUAUAUGUAUUAAUAUUAAUUAUAAAAUAUAAUUGAAUAAGUACUCAAGGGAACUGGUAAAUUAUAAGUGACUUAGGGCGUAGUUCAAUAUAAUUAUGCGAUUUAUAAUUAUUUAAAUGAAAUAAACCAAAUAAUAUGAGUCUCAUAUUCUCAUUUUGGACGUCCAUAUAUACAUUGGCUAGGUCUUCCCUUAAUAUGGGUUUAAAUAAAUUGCGGUCUGGAUAUUAGGGUUAUUAAAAUUAUUAAAUACUAUGACACGCACCGCUAUUAUAGUAGGUACGUAAUUAUUGCAAAAGUACCUAUGAUAUUAACAAAAAUUCUAUUUAAGUAUGUGAAAUCGGCGUUUUUAUGAACUACCGUUUUUUACAAGUAAAUGCAGUAGUGGGGCGUGUCGUUUUAGCGUAGACGAGUUCUUCCAUGUUUCAUAUUUGUUACAAGAUGCAUGUAUUUCUAACACGUUGUAUUUUUAAUAAAAAAUAGUAUUAUGAAAUUAAUGGUACCUAUCCAUCACAAAGCAUCACUAAAUGUCAGCUUUAAAUAGUUAUGUUUAAAGGUAUAAGUGCCUUUUUUGUUGUUUUAUCAUAAGCUUUAAGAUUCAAAACUAAU
This is a messenger RNA of Amyelois transitella, 2961 nucleotides long. RefSeq names its product protein nessun dorma (gene nesd). Gene Ontology annotation, biological process: male meiosis cytokinesis; spermatogenesis. Lineage: Eukaryota; Metazoa; Arthropoda; Insecta; Lepidoptera; Pyralidae. The record is from RefSeq and is a predicted model, not a curated record. The transcript has 10 exons. The coding region runs from base 140 to 1663 and encodes 507 amino acids.